Messenger RNA from Ictidomys tridecemlineatus (thirteen-lined ground squirrel), 1224 nucleotides. Lineage: Eukaryota; Metazoa; Chordata; Mammalia; Rodentia; Sciuridae. The record is from RefSeq and is a predicted model, not a curated record.
AAGAGGCGGAGCCAAAGGCACCCAAGGCAACCAGAGUAGCCCUCUGGGCAAAGUUCAGUCUCCCAGUUGGUUACUCUCUCCUAAUGACCCCUCUAAAUUGAAAGGUCCACAGACAAACCUCACAGGGACAAUGAGUUACAGUCGUCCUCCUCCCAAUGUGGAAGGCAUGACCUCCCUUAAGGUGGACAACCUCACCUACCGCACGUCGCCCAACACCCUGCGUCGUGUCUUCCAGAAGUAUGGGCCUGUUGGGGAUGUGUACAUCCCAAGGGAUCGCUUCACUAAAAAGUCCCGCGGCUUCGCUUUUGUCCGUUUCCACCACAAGCACCACGCUGAGGACGCCAUGGAUGCCCUAGAUGGGAUCGUACUGGAUGGCAGGGAGCUAAGGGUGCAGAUGGCCCGCUAUGGUCGUCCCCUAGAUUCUCACCAAGGCUGCCGCUGGGGAACGUCGCCCCACAGGAGCUCUCCAUCAACCUCUAAAUCCAGAUCUACCCAAAGAUCCAACUCCAAGUCCUCCUCAGUGUCAAGAUCUCCAUCACUGACCGGGUCCCGCUCUAGGUCCAGAAGCCUUCCACCAGGACAUGAGAAGAAAUCAAAGUCCAAAUCACCAUCCAAGAGUGUCUCUGAUUGUCCCAAAGAAGGAGGUGCUCAUCUAAGUUAAUGAACUACAAACAAGCCAUCUGAGGACUAGGGACUAGGGUGGAGGGGAGAAGGGUUAUACUCAGUUGGUGAGUCCUUGGGAAAAGCCACUAGCAAUUGAAAACAAAAUUUAUGACAUUGUGUAACAUUUUACUUGUUUUAAACCUUGGCCUAAGGUGGUAAAUUCUAUUUUAUAUAGCAUUUUGUUUGUGUUAUUUGAAAAACAAUAUUAGAAUAUCUUCUAAGUCAAGUGAAAAACUUCAGUUUUCAUUACUAGUUUAUACAUUUGAAGUAAAAUUUCAUCUUCUUUUGAAUGCUCACUUGUUUGGUUUGAAAGUAAACAGAUUAACAUAAUUUGUGGCCUCACAAUUUAAUGUAUGCAGCCACUUCUUGUUAGUAGUCCAAAACUGUGUAGUGAUUAAAUCUUUAUUGCCUUCACUCUUUAAACUAAAAACCUAUAAACGUUACUGUAGAUUUAUUUACAAGUGCUAUUUAUCUUCUGAUCUUAAUUGUAAUCUAAAGAUGCAUUUGUAUGAAGACAUUUCAGGUGAAAAGAAUUGAUUAUUAAAAGAAUAAUUUACCAAA